Messenger RNA from Scleropages formosus (Asian bonytongue), 3090 nucleotides. It is a transcript of the gene chmp7, whose product is annotated as charged multivesicular body protein 7. NCBI's taxonomy places the organism in Eukaryota, Metazoa, Chordata, Actinopteri, Osteoglossiformes, Osteoglossidae. The transcript is spliced from 11 exons. Gene Ontology annotation, cellular component: cytoplasmic side of plasma membrane; ESCRT III complex; multivesicular body. The coding region runs from base 213 to 1607 and encodes 464 amino acids. Gene Ontology annotation, biological process: vesicle budding from membrane; late endosome to vacuole transport via multivesicular body sorting pathway. The record is from RefSeq and is a predicted model, not a curated record.
AGCGACGGUGUUCCGGGUCCAUGUUCUGUUGGACGUUGGAGCGGCUAGCUAGCGCGCAAUGGUUGACUACAGAACAUAUUUUCUUUAUUUAGAGUAAUAGUGACGGUUAAACUGACAGUGGUGAAAUGAAGCGCGUUCGCUAAGGUAGAGUGCUGUAGAGGGACAACAAGUCAUGGUCUUCUAACGUCUUAGCCAGCACUGAGGUUGGCAACAUGUUGGCUCCAGCAGGACAGCAGCAGGGCGACGUGGCGCCGGAUUUUCCGCCAGACUGGGAGGACGAUGAGCGCAUGACCUUCUUAUUCUCGGCUUUCAAAGAGAAUCGGGAGGUCAACACUACGGACUGGGAUGGUAAAAUGAAUUUCUGGGUGCCGUUGGUCAUCGGCAGCUGCAGGAAGCGCGGAGCUGUGUCCUUCAACCUGCAGGACCUGAAUGAGAGCUUUCGGAGGAAGGGCAGCAUGCCGCUAGGUUUGGGCACUGUCAUUCAGUGCAUGGCCAGGUGUGGGAAAGUACAGAAGGAAUCGGAGUUUGCCGCAAACGUGGAUUCCGGCUGGCUGUCGUGGGGAGUGGGGCUGCUGCUUGUGCGGCCCCUUAAGUGGACCCUCUCCACCCUCCUGGGGAACAGUCGAGUUCCCUUGGAAGAGUCUUUUGUGGUUAUUGAGCUGGUCAAGGAAAAGGCGGCGGAGCUGAUGCGUGUGUACCGGAGCUCUCCAGUAGCAGACCGCUCCUUACUGUCCUUCCAAGAGCUCCGCGCACUGUCUGCCCACGUCUGCCCUGAUGAAACUACGCUGUGUUUGGCACUGAUUCAGCUGCAGAGAGAAAAGCAGGUGACAGUUUUGCUGCAUGAAGGAGAGAAGAUUGUGAAGUUUUCCCAGCUGGACCAGGGCCGAGUGUCACCAAUAAGUGACAUGGAUGUUGGGAUCUACCAGCUGCAGUGCAGUGAAAAGCUGCUUGGGGAUAGAGUGGAGGCACUGGGCCUCGAGGCAGAGAGAUGCAGAGAAGAGGCAAGGAAAUUGUUGCAGGAAGGCAAGAAAUCUCAGGCCCUGAGGUGCCUCAAGGGACGGAAACGUGUGGAGAAACGAGCGGAACGCCUGUAUGGCCAGCUGGAAACAGUGAAGGGAAUACUGGAUCGGAUUGCACACUCACAGACUGACCGUCUGGUGAUGCAGGCAUACCAAGCUGGGGUGGCAGCCCUCAGGCUGUCCCUGAAGGAUGUGACAGUAGAGCGUGCAGAGAGUCUGGUCGAUCAGAUUCAGGAGUUGUGUGACACUCAGGAUGAGGUGAACCAGACGCUGGCAGGAGCAGCGCUCAACUCCUCUGUAGGUGGCGAGAGUGAUGAGCUUGAAGAGGAGCUGAAAUCACUACUGGAAGAGUCCACUCCAGAUGGAGUGCGCAUGCUCCCGGAAGUUCCCUCUCGGCCGCUCCCUGCAGGUAGGGCUCUUGGUGUCCAUGGUGACAGUUUCCUGGACUCACUGCCCCCUGUACCUGCCUCCACUUUUGGCAUCACAGAUGAGGAGCUGGAUAGAGAACUGAGUCACCUCACCUUAACUGAUACAGGCAUGGUACAGGCACACACCCUUUCAGACAGGAGGCCUGAGGCUGCACAGUGACAGAAUAAAGCGUAGCUUUCAACAUUGGGGAAUGACUACGGUCAACCUCUGGGUCUGUCAGAUUACCGGGAUUGAAAUUAAUGGAAAAUGCAAUCAAUUAAAAUUGUAUGGUUUUUUUUUUUUUGUAAUUGCAGUAUGUUGUUGUUUGUAAUACUUGUUUGUUUUUAUGUUGGAUUCUGAAAUUAUCACUUUAGGAGUGGCCUUUUAAACAUUGUGAUCUGUAUUGCUUUAAUAAAUUGCUAGAGAGUUACAAUGCCAAACAAAACCAGGUACUGGUUUUAACUGAUUUGAAUUGCUGGUAAAAAAAAAAAAAAGUGUAUUUUAAGUACUGUUGCUUUAUUUACUGUUGUUAUGAGCUAUAUGUUGUGUAUUUCAGUAAUCCAUCCCCUUUCUGCAAACCAGGUUUGGUAUUUUCCCCAAUAGCUCACUUUGUUAGACUAAAUUAUUUAUUGUAAAUCUGUACACAAGCUCCUAUGGGUCCCAGUUAUACUGUAGCCACAAAUAAGAAAUCUGCAUGUUCUGUAAUUUGAUAUAUAAUCAUAUAUGUAACUAUAUUUCAUUCAGACUGUUGAAUCAAAUGUACCUGUAUAAGUAAGAAGACUAAUUUCUACAUUAUAGUACUUGGCAACAAAAUGGAGAGUUCAGCACAUAAUUUGAGACUGCACCUUUAUUCUAUGUACUAAGAUUGUUUGGAGUGGAAGCAACUGGGAUUAUGCAUUUAGUACACGAAAGGGAUGAAAAAUAAUUUUUGAGGCUUAAUGAAUUUGAUUAAAUAUUUUUGCAAAGAUGAAGUGUAAUAUAAGUGUAAUAUUUAAACUCUCUCUCCCCCCCCCCAAAUAAUCUGUCUGGGACUCAAGAUAAACCAAAAAAUUUUAAACUAUUUUCAGGGGAUCCCUGGUAUACAACAGAAAUAUGGACUAUAGUGCAUCUUAUAGUGACACUGUACAGUGAGGACAUUUGCCCAGGAAUGAUGGUAAAUAAUAAUGCAUCCUCUUCGGAAGACUGAAUGACGACUAAUGAAAGAUAACGAGGUUUGGGGAACUGGUGGAGCAGUGCUAUUCAAAGCUUGUCCCUGUCAAAAUGUGCUGCAUGCCGCAUCAGCGUCUUCCAUGCAUUCUUCCCCUGGACCAUAAGCUCUAACAAGAUGCCUUGUACAGAAGUGCCAGACCAAAGACCAGUCAGACAAUGUCUGGUCUUAAAGAUUUCUCUGUGAUGGUGACUGGAAACCUAAGUUGCCCUCCUAAGUUCACUACCAACCACCAGUCUCAUCUCAUUACCAGGAGCCCUGAAGUAGCACCGGGUGCUGAUUCUGCUCUUUCACCUUUUUUGAUAAACACUAUGCCCUGCUUUGCUAGCCAGCAGGUUCUACUGUGUGUUUACAGUGUAUCUUUACAGUGAUGGGCUCUACCACAUCCUUUAAACACCAGGUCAUGGUUCCAACAAUAGUGGCCCACACUUAGUCCUAUUGAAAAGCUGCUAAAGA